This is a messenger RNA of Aspergillus alliaceus, 848 nucleotides long. RefSeq names its product putative 1-aminocyclopropane-1-carboxylate deaminase. Lineage: Eukaryota; Fungi; Ascomycota; Eurotiomycetes; Eurotiales; Aspergillaceae. The record is from RefSeq and is a predicted model, not a curated record. The transcript has a single exon. Gene Ontology annotation, molecular function: D-cysteine desulfhydrase activity. Bases 122 to 790 code for a protein of 222 amino acids.
GCGGCAGGUUGCGGCCGUGGCAGCGAGGCUGGGUCUCAAGGCGCGGCUGGUGCAGGAACAUUGGGUGGAGUGGGAGGAUCCCGGCUAUGAGGUGGUCGGGAAUAUCCAGCUGAGUCGGAUUAUGGGGGCGGAUGUGAGGAUGGAGAAGGAUGGGUUUGGGAUUGGGCAUAAGGAGACGCUUGCGGGUUUGAGGGAGGAGUGUGAGCGGAAUGGGGAGAGGCCGUAUUAUAUUCCGGCGGGGGCGUCAGAUCAUCCGCUGGGUGGGUUGGGGUUUGCAAGGUGGGCGUUUGAGGUGAGGGAGCAGGAGAGGGAGAUGGGCGUUGUCUUUGAGAGUGUGGUUGUUUGUGCGGUGACGGGGUCGACGAUGGCGGGGAUGGUGGCGGGAUUUAAGUUGAUUGAAAGGUUAUAUCCUGAGGAGCCGGUGAAGAGGAUUAUUGGGAUUGAUGGGUCGGCGAAGCCGGCGGAGACGAGGGCGCAGGUGUUGCGGAUUGCGAGAAAUACGGCGGUGAAGAUUGGGUUGAAGGAGGAGGAUAUUACGGAGGAGGAUGUGGUUCUUAAUGAGGAUUAUCAUGCGGGGACCUAUGGGAUUCCGGAUCGGGGGACAUGGGAGGCGAUUGAAUAUGCGGCGCGGAUGGAGGCGUUUAUUACAGACCCAGUUUAUGAGGGGAAGAGCUUUGCGGGCAUGAUUGAUUUGAUUAAGAAGGGGGUUCUUACGGGGAAUGUGCUUUAUGCGCAUUUGGGCGGGCAGUUGGCGCUUAAUGCUUAUUCCCGCAUUGGGGAGACUAAGUAGGUGCUCGGCACCCUGUGAAGGAAGUGAAUGAAAUACGUGCAGCUACACGGUUGGCUAC